AUGACCCUAUUUGAGACCACCCCCAAGGGAUCUGUUACCCAUGUUGAGUAUACCAUUCCCGAUGAUGAGCCGGAACCCCCCGUUGAAAGGUUCUUCACCCAAGGCUUGAAGAAGCAAGAAGUGCAAUGGUUCAAGGAAUUCAUCACCGUCCAGAGCGCGCACGCAAUCAUGCUCCUGGAGCAAGGCAUCCUGACCAGUGAAGCCGGCCAGCAGAUCAUCCAUGGCCUGCAGCAGCUUUCCAAGGCCGAUCCCGCCAGUCUGGCCAUGGGCAAACACCCCAGUGCCCUGUUUGAAAUCGAGAGUGCUCUGACAGGCAUCAGCGGCGAAGAUGCGGCCCACGCGCUCAACACUGCCCUCAGCCGAAUCAACCUCGGGGCUACAGUGACUCGCCUUGUCACCCGCGGGCUGGUGGACUCCCUGCUCAACAAGAUGCUGGUCUUCUCGAACGUGGCCCUCGAAAGAGCAGAAGAGAUGAAGGGCGUGCCAAUCCCCUACCGCACACACCUACAGCCCGCCCAGCCCGGAACCCUAGGCCAUUAUCUCCUCAGCAUCCGCGACGGGGUGCUCGAUGUCUUCGAUCAAUUCACAAGCGCAUACCCCCGACUCAACCGAAACCCUCUCGGGACUGUCGGACGCGCAGGCACAAGCGUCCCCAUCUGCCGGGACCGCACCACAGAACUCCUCGGGUUCACAUCGCCCGUGAGCAACUCUUACAACGGCAAAGACGGCGCAUACGGGAUCGAACUGCUCUCCAUCCUAGGCCAGCUCGCCCGCGCCCUCAACGACUACCUCACCGAUUUCUACUACUGGUCCAGCGCCGAGCUCGGCGCGCUCGAACUCCCCGAUGACUUCUGCGGCCACAGCAGCUACAUGCCGCAGAAGAAAAACUACCUCGUCGUCGAGGCCGUUCGUGCAGACACGGCCAAGAUUCUAGGCUGGCACGUCACCGCGCAUUUAACCAGCCGCGGCGCGGGAACUGGCGAUCAUAUGCUUCACGGGGUUCCUGAGGACCUUGCCCAGGCGCUGUCUAUUGCGGGGCGCGCAUUAGACGCGGUGUCUCUAAUCACGCAGCGGUUUUCGGUGAACAAGGGCCGUGCCCUAGAUGCAAUCGGCUGGUCCACGGCGAGCGGGCUAUCUGAGGAGCUGACGAGACGCUUGGGGCUUACGCACCGGGACGCGCAUGGGAAAAUAAGACAUGUUGUGCAGCGCUGUGAGGAACGCAAGUUGGGACCGUCGGAUCUUCGACAUGAGACGCUGCGUGAGUUUCUGUCAGAGGCUGGUGUGCAGGUAUCCGACACGGAUGCGGUAGAGCUGCUACGUGCCCUGAGCCCAGAGCAGUUUCUGCGCACCCGGGUCAGCGAUGGAUCUGUUGGGCCUGAAGCCACCGAUGUUCUGGUCCGGAAAGCAAGGAUGGAGGCAAUGGAGAGGCUGAAGUGGUUGAACAAGACGUUGAACCACUCGGAGGAGGCGAGCAAGAAGCUCAGGGACAGUAUCAUCAAGUACACCCAAAUAAAUCAUAAUAGCAGAGUCUGUAAAGAUUGCUAG
Aspergillus puulaauensis is the source of this 1545-nucleotide messenger RNA. RefSeq lists its product as uncharacterized. The transcript has a single exon. Bases 1 to 1545 code for a protein of 514 amino acids. Gene Ontology annotation, molecular function: argininosuccinate lyase activity. Lineage: Eukaryota; Fungi; Ascomycota; Eurotiomycetes; Eurotiales; Aspergillaceae. The record is from RefSeq and is a predicted model, not a curated record. Gene Ontology annotation, cellular component: cytosol.